Rhagoletis pomonella (apple maggot) is the source of this 1746-nucleotide messenger RNA. RefSeq lists its product as uncharacterized. The record is from RefSeq and is a predicted model, not a curated record. NCBI's taxonomy places the organism in Eukaryota, Metazoa, Arthropoda, Insecta, Diptera, Tephritidae. The transcript is spliced from 8 exons. The coding region runs from base 418 to 1746 and encodes 442 amino acids. Gene Ontology annotation, molecular function: RNA binding.
AUUUUGUAGAAAAGAAGUUCCUUUUAGUAUUUCUAUCUUUAAAAAGAAGAUAUAAGUAAAUCUAAGUACCUACUUGAUCUCGAGUAUACAAACGACCAUGUGUCCUUAAGCUUUAAGUUGUACAUUUGUUUCUAAAAAUUAUACAUAUAUAUACAUUUGUAGUACAAAUAUUGAUGUAAAGCCUCUUGUUUCCCUAUUGAAAAGGAAUAAAUAAAAUGAACAAAGCUGUUUGACUUUUAUUAUUAGAAAAAAAAAUGUUGGUACUUUCAAAGGCAUUUUGGUACGCUUUUUGGUACGAAAAAAAAAAUGUCUGUGGCAACACUGCUUUCAACUCUGCUGGCGUUCUCUUUUGUGUUUUCCAUUCGACAUUUGAACAGUGACAAGUGAGUGAUGGAAUUUCUUUACGUGCUAUAAAAUAUGGCAAAUACAAAUAUGGAAAUUGUUUUCGAAGGGGACAAAUUGUACAAACUUUUGGAAUUAUUUGAUUUAAUAGAUUUGUACGAUUUACUGAAAGAACACAACAUUACGGAGGAAAGUUUAAAGUUUAUGCAGAGCAGCCACAUUAAUGAAUUAUUCCCCAAAGAACUUUUGGGACGCAAAAUUAUUUUUGAACAGAGAUUCAAGGAGUGGCAAAUAGAACAAGGAGUGCGCAUUGAAAUUUUAUCUUUUCCAUCAGAAAGCGCAACGCCCGGAUCAGGAUCAACAGAAUCCAUUUCUUCUAGUUUUCUUGGUGCGGUUAAUGAUUUAAAUGAAAUUUCGUUAUUAGGAAUUUUAAAGUCUAACGUGAAUGGAAAUGCUGUUUUAAAAUACUUUGAAAAUAAUCAAAGUUUAUCAACCAAGACUCGGAAACUUUUAUGUUCCUCGAUCACGGAAUACUUAAUUUAUAACAAAAUUAAGCCAACAAGAUUUCAUUUUUCGAAUUUAGCGGACAAAAUUAUACAACUUUUCCCAAAGGAAUCUAAGGAUACUUACUACUUAUACAAAAAGUGUAAAAAGCCAAGUGGCAAUUUAUACGCGCACUACCACAACAGCAUUUACCAACUACGAAAGGCCAAAGUUUCUGUUAAUCCUGAACCAGCGAAACUGCGUUCGUCUCUUUCGUUGAAUUUAGAUAAAAACCUUAAUACAGAUUUACAUUCUAAUGAAAACGAAGCGAAAAAUUGGCUUAAAAACAACAUUGAACCGUACGAUAAAGUGGUAGAAUACUGGAAUGUUACAUACGAGACAAGACAAAAGUUAUUUAAUUCAACAAUUACAACAAACGAUAUUUUAAUAGAGUGGCCUAUUCUAAAGCAACAGUUUGGAUAUUGUUUGAUCGAAUUGGACUUUGAAAAAAAAUAUCCUCUAAAAUCAAACUGCUUAUUGGAAGAAUGGGACAAUCUCGUAACCAAAUUGAUACCGCGUUUUAACAAUUACGCCAAAGACAAAUAUGGUCUUCAAUUAUUGGAAAAAUUAACAACCAAUAUUGAUAAAAAUGCACGUGAUGUGAUUGUUUCCUUGUUGCUUCAUAGUAUGUUAAAACCGACUCAUCGCAAAAAGAACAAGAAAACAACUUUAUUUGAGUCCAGAGAAGCAUUUCUUAUACAUGCUGCUACCAGGCAAGAGCUUCAACAUAAGAUACUUGAAGGUAUCAAUAAGUGCAAAGCUGGAGAAACAGUUCAACCACAUUUGUGCGGAAUCGGUGAAGAUGAUAUAAAUUUGACGGAAUUUUAUAUAUUCUUCGCUAACAGCUAUUACAAAAUUUAG